UCUUAGUUUUGAGUUAUUCUCUAACGUUGCAAACUUUAUACCUUCUCGUCACACCAAAUCCAAACCAAUGGGCAAAAUACUUAUUGAAAUCUGUUUGAUAUCAGCACGACAACUUCUUGUUGGAUCCGGAUUUGGAUCCUCACUACUAAAACACCAAUGGUUCGCUGUUGGAUGGAUCGAUCCAAAAGAUAAAUACUGCACCACAAUCGAUGAUUCAAGAUCAGAGAACCCUCUUUGGAGAACAAAGUUCAUUACUUCACUCCACGAUGAUGAUGAUUCCAAGAUUCAUGCCUUGAACGUUGAGGUUUAUAGCAGAGAGCCAAUCUUCUUAACGAAGAAGCUUCAUGGCUCUGCUACUGUUCCCUUGAAGGAGUUUCUAGCUAAGUAUAAGAACCAGAGUUCUUCGAGUUCUGUUGUUGAAGAAACUCGAAGCUAUCAGCUUAGGAAGACGAACUCAAGUAAGCCUCAAGGGUUUGUUGAUGUUUCGAUCCGUAUAUCUGCUGAAAGACAAGACUUUGGAGGUUUUACUGGAGAUUUUAGAGGAGUCAUGCUCUCUAACAACUCUGGUUACAUGGUCGGUUCAUCACAGCAUUCAUUUGCUUCACUGAACCAGCCAAACAAUUUAAACUCAUUCUCCGUCCUGCCAGAUAACCACAACCCACCAAUGCCUAAUCCUCUAACGAACAGUGCUUCCUCACAAAUGCAGCAACCUUACUAUCCUCCUCCACCAAUGCAACAAUCUUACUAUCCUCCUCCACAAAUGCAACAACCUCCACCAAUGCAGCAACCUUACUAUCCUUCUGCACCAAUGCAGCCACCUUCAUAUCCUCCUCCACCAAUGCAGCCACCUUACUAUCCUCCUCCACCAAUGCAGCCAUCACCACCACAAGCAACUUGGAACGCAGGCUACAUGCCGAGGUCAGAGAACGCUGUGAACAUUCCAUCAUCAUCAUCAUCGGAAGGAGCAGGAAGAGGAGAUGCAAGGACUGGACCAGGACUAGGAGCUGGUGCAGCUUCUUACGGUAGGGACUAUAUGUCAGGAGCAGAGUCGGACCAGAAGUUUUCGGAGCCCUACACAAAAUAA
This is a messenger RNA of Brassica oleracea var. oleracea, 1084 nucleotides long. Its product is annotated as probable inactive serine/threonine-protein kinase slob2. The transcript has 2 exons. Gene Ontology annotation, biological process: defense response. NCBI's taxonomy places the organism in Eukaryota, Viridiplantae, Streptophyta, Magnoliopsida, Brassicales, Brassicaceae. The record is from RefSeq and is a predicted model, not a curated record. The coding region runs from base 68 to 1084 and encodes 338 amino acids.